Molecule: messenger RNA, 1764 nt
Organism: Schistosoma turkestanicum
Lineage: Eukaryota; Metazoa; Platyhelminthes; Trematoda; Strigeidida; Schistosomatidae
Source: the annotation of a GenBank genome assembly
AUGGAAGAACCUCAAAUAGCAUUUGUGGGAUCACCUCCACUUUCUGGAGAAGAAGUUUGUGCUUCUGAUAUCAAUUUUGACAGAACUCUUCCUGGCCUGCACCAGUAUCUUGGGACAGAUUUUGUAGAUGUAGGUGGGCGAACGUUUCUGGAGCCUGGGAGUGAGACUCAUAUGUACGCGUUUUAUCGCAAAGAUGUAGUAUUGGUGCCUGGAAAUUCUCUUCCACUUAUCCCUUACGAUCCACUAGAGUCAGAUCUUCUCCAAAAAAUUAAUAAGGAGAAAAAGCCUUUGAUAUUUCUACCUGGAUAUCAAGAUCAUGUGAGCUUGGGGGAUUUCGUUGGUUGUAUUGGUACUACAGCUGACUUAGUUGCUAUCUGUAUUCCCGAUGCAAAUGAAAAUGCUCCUAUUCGUGCUAUGUUUAUUGGUAGACAGCGAAUUCGCAUCACUAAAGCAACGCGCGACUCUUUAUACCCGCUAGUUUGUCAUGGAACAAUUUUACCGGAAGCGUCUUUUGAUCGUGAAAUGGCCAGUCAUCCUUUAGGUUGGGGAUUGGUUCCUCGGUCAUGGUCUCGUUUUGGUUGUGAUCCACUACCAACCCGUCCCAGUACAUAUAAUUCUAGCGGAUUGAAGCAAGUUUCAACUGGUGUAGUGUCUAGCAAGUCUCCAAACAGUGAUUCCUCUCAUAAUAGUCUACCAACCUCUCUCCCAUCACAUUCGCUGACAGUAAACUUUUGUGUACCACCAGCCGGUAAUGCCUUUUCAAUUUUCGACUCCCGGUUGAGUACAUGGAGAACUUCUGGACCUAUUAGUUCUGGAAAUAUACAUUCUCCAUGUAGCUCUGCAGGAGCACGACUUGAUCAUUUUGUCGAUGAUGGUUCGGAUCAGGAAAACAAUUCGAAAAAAUCAAAACGUGAUCUUGAUAAUCUCGUCAACGGUGAUAACGAAGUCAGUAGUGCAUCAUCUAAUAGUAAAGAAAAACAGGGUGUUAAAUCAGGAAACAAGCUAGCUAGAUGUUCUUCACUUUCAGAAGAUGUUGAAUUAAUUAUGGAUCGUGCUGUCGAUCGGGGUGGUCGACCCUUCCGUUAUCGUAUCAAACAGCUUUGUGACCCUCGUCUUCUGUCUCGACGUGAUGUUUUGGCUGCCACUGCACAAGCUUAUGCUUCUUUACCGUAUUGGGUUUACCGACAGUAUGAUUUGAAUUAUUUAGUUGCGGCUAUUCAAGCGGAACUCUGUAAUUGGAAUGAUACCUGGCAAGUUGACAAUUGGAAUCCUGAAUUAGCCGUCCCGUUUUCUUACUGGCUGAUACAAAAUCUUCCAAUGUCUGGUUCAUUAAAAUCUCAUAUAUUGGGUAUUGAUCAUGUUGUACAGCGUCUGCGUGCUCUACUGGAAGUUAUACGUCGUUCGACAGCCUGUGUUUGUGCAUCGUGUGAUGCAAAUAUCACUUCAAACCAAUAUAUUGUUUGCCUUGCUCAAGAAGGGAGCUCACAGACAUAUAUUAAUCCAUCUGGUAUUUUACAUGAUAUUGUGACUGUGAGUCAAGUUACCCCGAAUUCUAUUAAUCUUAUCGGUGAAGCUUCAUCCGAAUAUUCUUGGUUUCCUGGGUAUUCUUGGACUAUAGCCAAUUGUAAUAGUUGUUACCAACAUAUGGGUUGGUUAUUCACUGCCCUAAAUGAUCAUUUACGUCCACGAAAAUUUUGGGGUAUUCGACGUCAAACAGUCGUGCCCGGUUUAAUAAGUGCGUCAGAUUGGCGUCCUUGUAUUUAA